ACAGAGGAGUGUUUCCCAGUAUUUUGUGGCGGUCAGUUCUGUGGAUCCUUAUUCUGGUGUACUCCAGUGAAGACAAAUAGCCAGAUCCACUGCUGACCCCGGGCUAACUUGGUGCCUGUGGAUGGAGGGCUGUGGAGAAGAUCCUCACGGUGGAAGUACUGACUCAGAUGGUUCAGGUUCAAGUUCCUCUGGUGCUGUCGACAGGGUUUCCCUGGAGACGCUGGCCUGUGAGGUCUCUCCUAGGUUUACUUUGCCGGCGCCAGAGGCUGCUUUCUGUGUGAUCCCCGCACCUUUGUGAUCUCGGCUCCGGCCCUCUGUGAUCUCGGUUGCCGAGCAGCGACAGGACGCGGCUCCCGGGGGUUUGGGUCUUCUCCACCCACUCUGGGUCUCGGAACCACAGUCAUGGCCCCCUUGGUUAGCCUGGCCCGGCCCGGGGUAUCGAUGGCUCAGGCAGUGAUUCCGUUCGUGAGGGGCCCCGAGGACCGGCAUUUCUUCACCAGUUUCCAGGAGCAGGAUAACGCGGCGUUCGCCCGCUGGAACCCGGACGCGGCGGCUCCCGAUGACCUCUACCCGCUCGCCCCGCACCGGCACGAGGUGCAGCUGCUGGAUUCCAGCUCGGGCUACAAGAGCCCCGGGGCCAGCGCCGACAGCGGCACCAGGAGGAUCCCCAACCUGGCACUUUACAGGCAGCCGGCCGGGGAAUGCCGAGCUCACACCGCCAUCCCGGUCGCCGUGCAGGAAACAGGCGAGAGCCGCCUCUGGAACUCCAAAUCCGUCUCGUCGGCUGCCAUCCGAGCCAGAGUGGGAGGUUGGACAAGUCCAGUUCGAGUGACACCAGCACCACAUGCAGUUCCCGGUUCUCUCAAAACUCAUAAUUUUAACUUCAAUGUGGAUCCUGCGGGUCAGACUUCAAAUGAUGCAGCAUCUGAAAGUGCAAGAGAUGCAAAAGCAAGAAAAUAUAUGUACUCAACUAGCACCCAGAGGAGUUAUGAGGAUGUCAAUUGGGACUGUAAGUUGGGGACCAAAAUCAAACCAGAAGAUGCAACACAGGAAAAAAUAGGUGACCCCAUAUCACGACAUGCUACAUUGAAACGAUAUGAUCCAAGCCCUCAUAUGUGGCAGGCUGUGGGUGGACAUGGACACUGGAACAAAAGUCAGUCUCGACCCUUCACUGCUGCAGCUAAACCAAUCAACUUUACAAGCCUUUUCCCCAAAAUUCAUCAAAUUCCACUGUACAGUGGUUCUGUGGGUGGUAAUAAUCUGGAGGAUAGAGAUAACCCUUACGCCGACUUUACCCCCUUCACUGUACCUCGAACUGAAAAGCCACGUCAGACAGAUGCACCCUAUUGCCCAAAUAUACCUGGUUAUACAGGUAAAAGACAAUGGAAUGUCACAGUAGCUGAUAAAUCCAACUUUUCAAGAUUGUUCCAUCCACCAGAAUGCAAUGGAAUUCCGCAUGGCAUUGAAAAGCCGUUAAAAUAUCGGCACCAGUCGCCCUUUUCGAAGAUGGUGACAAAAGUCUCCCCCUUCAACCCGUUUCACUCGAAAACAUCCAAAGCACUUCGUUUAUAAAUAAAUAAAUAUAUAAGUAUAUUUGCAUGUGAGAAACGUAAUUGCACAUGGCUCUUGUUGUUUUCAAAUCUAGAUUAUGUAAUUAAUGUUUUUAUAUGCUGCCUUUUUUUGCCCCGUAAUGUUUUUCUCAGUUUCUCCUGAAGGGAUUGAGUGCUGCCAGAUUAUGGAAAGUGAAUAGUUGGCAAAUUAUUCAAUAAUUUGGGAUUAUCCACUUUUGUGCCUAUCCCCAACAAGCUUUCACCCUGUUGCUUAUCAAGAAGCUAUCCACCUCUGCCUUAAAACUAAUCACAGACUUUUCUUCCAACACCUUUUGUGGCGAGUUUCAAAGAUUGACGACCCACCGAGAGAAAUACCUUCACUUUAUCUCAUUCUUAAAUGGGUAGCUCCUUGUUUUGACACAGUGAUAACCUGGUUUUAGAUUCUCCCUCAAGUUGAAAUAUUCUUUCCAUAUCCACCUUGACAAGUCGCCUGGUAUGUUAAAACCAAAUAACUACUUGGUCUUAUAAACUCCAACAGAUGCAAGCCUAGCAUGUUGAAGGUUUCCUCAUAAGCCAAUCCAUCUGUUUCGGUAUUAGUGUGGUAAACUGUCUCUGAAUUGUUCCAAUGCACUCACUUCCUUAAAGAAAGAAACGAAUAUUGUAUGCAGUUUUUCAGUUGUGGUGUCUGUAUUCCCCACUUUUGUACUUGAUUCCUCUCAGAAUAAGCAAGAACAUUUCAAGUUCCACUUUUUUCUUGUUUUUUUUCUUACAUUCUAUGUUUUGUAAGAACAUUCCUUAUUUCUUGCACCUGAUUCACCCAGAUCCAGUUGCAUUGCAGAGCUCUGCAAUCUCUUGCCAUUUGAAUAAAAAGUUUCUUUUCCACUUUUCCUGCAAACGAACCAUCAAAUUCAGGGGAUUAAGACAUAUGCUUCCACCUGCAAACGUUUACAGAAAUUGUUUGGCAGUUUUCACAGCUUCCCCAUGACUUCUGUCAAAUGACUCCUUGCCCUAAGCAUCCCCAUUAUUUUUUCAGAAGUUGCUGGGUUUUCACAUUUGUUGCAUUGAAUCCACCACGUAAAAUUAAACCUCAUAAUUGAACCACUCUGUAUCUUUAAUAAUAGUUAAUGCAAUGCCUGGAAACCUUCCAGAGGUUUAGCAGUUUGUACUGUGGAAUGCCAGUUCUUCAAAUUGCAGAGUUCCUUAGAGAUUUGAAAAUGUUAUUGAAAAAUAAUUCUUUAUUUCCUACUCUCUCAAUGCAAUGUUAUGUAAUGAUAUUGUUCCUAGAAUGUUCACUUGGCUUUGGGGAGGCUGCAAGGAUAGCAGAUGAGCAUCUCUGGAUAUAGAGUUUUCAUAUAGGUGAGAGAAAGAUAGAAAAAAACCAAUAGAGAUGUAUUAUUGAUCAAAGAAUCAAUCAUUAUAAUGAAAAAGCAUAACGUACGAAACAAACCAUCAAAUGAGGCCUUAUGGGUUGAACUCAGAAACAAAAAGGAGACAGACACACUGUAGGUAUGUACUGUCGCUAGAAAGUGGGAUAGAGCUAGAGGAGCAAAUAUGUACGUACAUUUCUGAGUGCAGAGAUAACAGAGCGGUAAUUAAUAAAAAAUUUAACUACCUAAGUAUCGACUGUAAUACAAACCAUUUAAAAGGAUCAGAAGACACAACAGUUCCAAACUUCAUUUGAGCAAACAGUCUUAGCCAGCACAUAACAAGCCUAAUGUCAGAGGGUGCAAUCUGAGAUUCAUUCUUAAGAAAUGAAGUUAAGCAGGUGGAUGAAGCAGUAGGGAAUGACCAUUUUGCAGGUAGUGGUCAUUAUAGAAUUAGAUCUGGCAUCAUUAUAGAAAGAGAUAAUAUAGUUCAAAAUUGGAGGAAGGCAAACUUUCCAAAGCUGAAAGAUGAUCUGGCAAAAGUGGAGUAGUUACAACAAUUUGAUAGAAAGUUGGUGCCAAUUCAGUGGGAGACAUUUAAAAGCAAGAGGAGCAAAUUACUGCAGAUGCUAGAAUCUGUACUGAAAACGAAAAAAAAUGCUAGAAUUCACAAUGGAUUAGGCAGUAUCCAUGGAGAGAGAGCAAGCUAAUGUUUCAAGUGUAGACGAUUCUUUAUCAGACUCUAUAUGACUCUUCACGUCAGCGCUGAAGAGUUAUCUAGAUUUGAAACAUUAGCUAGCUGCCUGACCCACUGUGAAUUCCAGCAUUUACUGUUUUCAAUCCAAAAGCAAGAGUCAAUGGAAACAGUGUCUACAAAGAUUAAAAUGUAGAACCCUAGGUUGUGCAGAAGCAUGCAGGCUAUGAUAAAGCAGAAAAAUAGAAUGUAUACCAAUCCCAGUGAAAGGUUAUACUUCAAGAGGCUUGGAAGACCAAAGAAAGUACAGAGGUGAAUUGAAAAAAGUGAGAAAGCAGAGAGGAUAUGAAAAUGUACUGGCUAGUGAAAUGAAGGAAAAUCCCAAAGGUAUUUGAUCAGUACAUUACAUGCAGGAGGAGAAAGACCAAGAAAAUUGUUGGGCCUAUUAGUGAGGUACAUGGUAACUUGUAUGUGGAUGCAGAAGAUGUGAGAAGGAUUCUAAAUGAGGACCUUGUCUCCACAAGGAAUAGCAGUGCUGCAGGUUUAGAAUUCCAGUUAAAGAAGUAGGAUGAGAAAUAUUAGAUUCACUAAAAUAAUAAGAAAGUAGGUACAGGAGGAACUGAACUUGAAGCUAGCUAAUCACUAGGUCUGGAUGCAUUGUGUCCUAUGCUGUUGCAGUCAGCCGGGGAGGAAAUGAAGGAAUCUCUAAGCAUCAUUUCCCAGUCUUCAUAAUAUAUAGGUGGAUGACAGAGGAAUAGACAGAGGAAUAGCGGAAUAUUCUCUGUAAUAGAAUAGUACAAAUAUUGUACUAUUGCUAACAAAAUGCGCAAGCGGUUGCGGAUUAAUGCUGAGCUAGUGGAUAGGCAUUUCAGUGGUAGUAACUAUUGUUCUGUAAGAUUUAAGAUAGUGAUGGAAAACAACAAUGUUGGAAUGAAAAUAAAGAUUCUGAAUUGGAGCAAGGCCAAAGUGACAAUCUACAUGUGGACCUUGAAGAGCUGAGUGAGGCUUUAAAUGAUUUAUGUGUAUUUGUAUUCACUAUUGAAAAGAACAAUGUUCACAGAGGAAUCAAGGAGGACACUUACAAUAAAUUUGAAUAAGUUAGCAUUGAGAGGCAGGAGCUAUUGUUCUUAUUAGGAAUUUUAGCAGGCUUCAAGUUGGAUAAGUCCCUAGGCCCAGGCAAGAGGUAUCCUAGACAAUUGUGGGAGGCAAGGAAUAUGCAGAGCCUUUACAUUAAUGAUCAAAUCUUCUCUGGCUACAAGGGAUGUGCCAGUGGAUUUAAGGAUGGCUAAUAUGGUUUCAUCAUUCAAGAAGAAUGGUAGCAAUAAAUCAAGAGACUUUAAGCUUUGAGUCUAAUAUCAGUGGUGGAGAAACAUAUGGAAAACAUUCUGAGGGAUAGAAUUAAUAUCCAUUUGGAGAGACAAGGAUUAAUCGGGAUUGCCUGCAUUGAUUGUGAGAAGGACAUGUCUCACAAAUUUUGAUUGAGUCUUUAUAAUUAUAAUUUAUCAUUUGUAAGAUCCCUGGUUUUAUGAGAAUGGAACAGCCCUGAUAAAAGCAAAGUAAUGCUUUUGCUGGAAGUCUGAAUUAGAAACAGAAAGUGGUGGAGAAGCUGAACAACAUCUGUGAAGAGAGAAACAAAGUCAAUGCUUUGAGUCUUGUUUAACUUCUUCAGAAGUGAAAAGGCCUGGGAAAUGGUAGCUUUUAUGCUGUUGACAGAGGGGAAGAGGAGUGACUGGAACAGAUUGUUUCAGGCCUGUGACGUGACCUUAGAACACUGCAAGAAGGCCCAAGAUAGAAAUGUUAGCAUGGGAUCAAGAUGUCUUGUUGAAUCCUGAAGUUUGUUGAACAUUUUAUCUCCUAUUAUAUUGCCAGAUGCAGUAUCUUGAAGAGUAUUGAGAUCUGAGCAGCCAAUGGUCACCGCUGCACUUGUUUGUUUGUUGGGUUUGGAGGAGAGAAUUGAGGUCAUUCAAGGUCAGCUACUGCUCCAUUGGCUGCAUUUUCUGGUCCUUUUGUUGUGGUGUGCGUUGGUUGCACCCAACGCAUGAUAGCAGCCAGGGCAUGUUGUUGCCAAGAGUGAUGAAUGUGAACAAAGUGGUUAGGUCUUCCACAGGUUUACACCAGUAGCGCAACCACAGUUGAAGCAUAGUCUGUACACCGCAGGCUCUGUUUAUGUGGCAGCUGUUGCUUUGCUUUCCCAUAUAUGAGCUGUGAACAGUGUUUACAGGAGUUAAACUUGCAGAUCUUGGUAAGCUUGAAUUAAAUCGUCCGGAAUUAGUAAAUGAUAAUAACCUUGUAAAGUCUAAUCGCUCUGAUGGCUUUUCUCUGUUCCUCUAAUGCUUUCAGCCAUAGUUGCCUGGAGAGACACCUUUGAUGAUCUGUGUAUUUAAUUCCCUUCACCAAAGUUAAAUAUAGCUGCCAGUAGCCUCAGACUUGUGCAGGGCUAGUUGAUCAUCUCAUUGGCUUUUAACCUCAUGUCAAAAAGUACUUUCUGUACUUUUCUUUGGUUUUAAAUACAAUGUCCGAUCCAUUCUAUCUUGACUGCCUAAUUUUGCUCAGGUGUCAGCUUUUCAAACAGUGUCUUCCUAUUCUUUUACCAGCGUGGUGGAAAUAAAAUACUAAAGUAGUCCCACCUGUCUGCUCCAGUCCUAUAUCCUUCCCAACCUUUCCUAUUCAUCUACUCACCCAUUGUCUUUUAAACAUUGUGAUUGUGCCCAUAUUCACUACUUCCUCAUGAAGUUUAUUCCACAUGCGAACCACCCUCCUUGUAAAAAAAAUGCCCCUCACAUCUUCUUUAAAUCUCUGUCCUCUCACUUAAAAAUAUGCCUCCUAGUCUUGAAAUCUUCAUCCUAGGGAGCAGACAACUACUAUUAACCCUACCUCUACCCUUCAUGAUGUUAUGAACUUCUAUAAGGUCGCCUCUCAACCUCCUAUAUCCCAGUGAAAAGAGUCCCAGCUUAUCCAGCCAUUCUUUAUAAGUCAAACAAUUUGUAAAUCUCUUCUGAACCCUCUCCAGUUUCAUAAUAUCCUUCCUAUAACUGGCAACCAGAACUAGACAAAGUCUUCCAGAAGAGACGUCACCAAUGUCCUGUACAACUUCAACAUAACGUCCCAACUCCUUUACCCAAAGGACUCAGCAUGAAAACAAGCAAGCCAAACACCUUUUUAACCAA
Stegostoma tigrinum is the source of this 6775-nucleotide messenger RNA. RefSeq names its product spermatogenesis-associated protein 48. Lineage: Eukaryota; Metazoa; Chordata; Chondrichthyes; Orectolobiformes; Stegostomatidae. Bases 403 to 1572 code for a protein of 389 amino acids. The transcript has 9 exons. The record is from RefSeq and is a predicted model, not a curated record.